AGGGCAUUCAUUCAAGGGAUAAUAGUAUUGUUCACAUGGAGCCUGAAGCGUCGACCUUCGCACUUAGGAGAGAGCGAAACUCUGCUGCAUUCCUCAACUACCUCCCAGAAGAACUAGUGUCUUCCAUCUUUCUCUCCGUUAUUGCUCUGGAGAGAUUGUCGAGGCAUCCCGAUGCGUAUCACCACUUUGAAGCCCCACCCGCGAUAUCGUCGCUCUUUGGCAUCACUCAUAUCUGCCACCGACUCCGCACAAUUGCGAUUCGGCUGCCGUUCUUGUGGACGACGCUCAACUCACGUAUGCCACAGGACCUCGUCGAUCUAUUUGUCCAGCGGUCUGCCGGUCUGCCGUUCCGGGUCUACUUUAGAGUAGGAAGGCAGCUCCCUGUUGGUAGCCCAUUGCCGGUCUUCUCUUGCAUCAACGUCUCCCGCAUACAAGAGCUUUUCUUGACCAUAACUGUCGACUACCACCACCAUUUGCUCCCCCACGACAAUGUCUUACUUCCCCUAUCACCCACUCUCACCUAUCUCAAUCUCGUCCGGGAAGGCUUCUUCUCCCCUCGUAUCCAAACCCCCGAGAUAUUUCCUGGAAGAAGAAACAUACUAGUUGCCCUGGCUUUCUCGCUACAAGUAACUCCCCCUCCAAGGGAUUACUUCCCCUGCCUGGCGCACUUACGGAUAGCCGGGAUGAAACACAUGGACGGAUCUGGCACGAUCAAUUCCUCCGACCUUCUGCGUUUGCUGGCCAAUACGCCGAGCUUGGAGACGCUGUACGUCAUCGAGGCCGAAAUCGUGUGGGACGGAAUGUCCCCGGUAACGACCACGGAAACCGUGCGCCUCGAGCGACUUCGCGUUCUUUGCUUCUACGAUCAGCGUCUAGACGCGAUACUCAACACCCUAUCGUGCCUCGCACUCAACCCUGACAUGACCCUACAACUACAUCGGAUUAGAUACUUGGAUAGCACUACCCCACAACUGGCGACGCUCCCCCCUCUCGGCGAACUUACGCACCUGGAGAUAGCCUCAGAAGGCGAGCACUAUCAUAUUAGAGCCUUCGGGCCGGAUUGUGGGGUGUGGUUUCAUUUUCACUCCGAUUUUUUCUCUCAAGUGAUCCAUGGUGCCAAUACUUCGGAGGACGUGUUAGCCUGCAUGGCGGAUAAGCUUGGCCCAUCCCUUCGCCGAGUGCACACACUGCGCAUAGCGACGGACGGGCACACGCACCUGAUCGUGUCAUUCUUGCGAAGGACCUCGCCGCUUCUUCCAACACUCGAUACCCUCCUCGUUGCUUCCGAGAACGCCGACGGUCUGAGCUUCGCAGCUGCGCUCGGAGCAGCGUUGCUUCCCGGCGAACCGCCGUUGUCAAUUCCGUCGCCGACACUCCAAAAGCUGCACGUACAGGUCUAUCGCCCUAUAGCGCGGCAUGCGCCCAUUGAAUGGAUGCUUGAUACCAGGGUCCGCCUUGGUCACCCCAUCCCCGAAGUCCUCCUCAGCAUUGGACGUCGGGACGAGGUCUUUGAUACCGCUCCCGCUGGCGAACAUGCGGAGAUGAACAACGUACUCUCGUGGGACCCUAGGUCGGACCCCUUCUGGCUGAUUGAGACCCCCUACUGGCCGUUGUAUCCCCCGGAGCGUGAUAUGGACUGGCUCUGGGGUCUUCCAAGAUUGAAGUGGGAUAGCGUAUGUCCCGUGUCCUCGAUCAAUUCUGUGUAG
Molecule: messenger RNA, 1706 nt
Organism: Dichomitus squalens LYAD-421 SS1
Lineage: Eukaryota; Fungi; Basidiomycota; Agaricomycetes; Polyporales; Polyporaceae
Exons: 2
Coding region: 36-1706 (556 amino acids)
Source: RefSeq, a predicted model, not a curated record